GGCACACAUAACAAAAGGGAAGAAAUGAAGGACAUGUGUGUUGCUUUGGGUCGAAAAUGCAGGACGCCUCCGCCAGGCCAGCCAGGUAUAAAACUCGUCUGUCGACCAGCACCCAUCAGCCAGUCAAGUCCUGCUAAAACGUUCACAGUCUCUUCAGCUUUCUCCGCUCGAUUUCUCCAGCAACACACAUUCAACAAACAGUUUCUCGAAUAUUUUCUCAGUGUCUAGUUGUGAUUCUUCUUCAAGUUUUUACAAGUGGGAAAAAAUACGAAAUUUAUCAGCAAAAAUGUUUCACGUCACUCGAUGGAUUUUGGCCAUUGCGGCGAUCGGUUGGAUUGGUGCGGCCGCCCAGGAGGUUGCCUCAGGGAGUAGCAAUGAACAGCAGCAAUCGGCAAACGGAAGAGAUCUUCUAGGCGGAUUUGGAAGUAUUUUAGGCGGUUCUGGUUUCGGUUCGGGAUUGGGAGGCUUUGGUGGAGCGUCCUCAUUCCCAUCUUACGGCGGAUUGACUUCACCCUACUCUUCCGGCUCACUUUACGGCACUCAGGCGGCCAUCGGCUACAACCAGCAAAGUCUUUACGGCCAACAAGCCGUCGCCGGAUAUCCAGGAGCUUUCGGCGGACAGACGUACGGAGCUGGCGCUGGAUUGGGUGGAUUUGGUGGUGCUUCUUAUCCAGGAGGCGGAUUUGGGCAGCAAGGAUUUGGACAGCAAGGAUAUGGACAGCAAGGAUUUGGGCAGCAAGGAUUCGGAGCAGGAUCGCUGUAUGGUGCUGGAGGCUAUCCCAGUUACGGCGGAGUCGGAAGUUACCCGGGUUUUGGAACAUCCGGCGCUGGGCUUGGGAGUCUUUCUGCUUACCCUGGAAGUGUUUACGGCCAACAGUCUGGUCUCUACAGUCAAUACGGCCAACAAAAUCCAUACGGUCAAUACGGCCUCUACAAUCAACAGAGUCUUUACGGUCAGGGUGCUCUGAAUCCUUACGGCUACGGCAGCCAACAGCGACCUUAUCGCUCCUCUUCCGAUCCUUCUUCAUCGUCGUCCUCCUCCUCUCAGUACACCGAUGACUCUUCCGCCAACGAAAGGCAUUAACUUUUCAUUCCAACUAACCAAACAAAAAAUAAACGAACAAUUUCAUUUUCUUUUUUUUAAAAACCCAAAUUUUGUUGUUGUGACUUAACUUAAUUCUCAUGCAAUAUACGCGAUUAAAAAUCAAA
Molecule: messenger RNA, 1209 nt
Organism: Daphnia pulicaria
Lineage: Eukaryota; Metazoa; Arthropoda; Branchiopoda; Diplostraca; Daphniidae
Product: glycine-rich cell wall structural protein 2-like
Exons: 2
Coding region: 287-1084 (265 amino acids)
Source: RefSeq, a predicted model, not a curated record